Messenger RNA from Mucor velutinosus, 3036 nucleotides. RefSeq lists its product as uncharacterized. NCBI's taxonomy places the organism in Eukaryota, Fungi, Mucoromycota, Mucoromycetes, Mucorales, Mucoraceae. The coding region runs from base 1 to 3036 and encodes 1011 amino acids. The record is from RefSeq and is a predicted model, not a curated record. Gene Ontology annotation, molecular function: nucleic acid binding. The transcript is spliced from 4 exons.
AUGUAUCAUCCGAAUGCCCACAAUCAUCGCACCAAGGAUUGCAAAGCAUCUGACAGCAUGAAAAAACGAAUCGAUGAGGCACAAAAGAAGUUUGGUGAGGUCAACACUCGUAUUUGUCACGAUUGCAAGGAGUCAGGAUGGACUCCAGCGCACAGGGCCGUGUGCAAGAUGAAGAAUAAUCAACCAAGAUUUCGAAGUAAGGUCGUCAAGAAGACGAUCGUCCCUGUGCCCAAUCAGCAGACUGAUUACAACUCUGAUGACAAUAUGGAUACGGAUACGGAAUCCGACGAGCAGAACAUGACCUUCGCAGCCAUGAGCAUUAAAGAUUGUGCGUAUCAAUACAUGAAUGAACCACCUCGCAAUUUACUAAACAAAAACUCUAUUAUUUUGCCAAUUACUUUAGAGGGCAACGACAUCAAGUUAGCCAAAAUAUUAGAAGUGAAAAUAAAUAAAGACAUUAAAGGCAUCAUUAAAGCUUGUAAAAAGGACACUGUUAUUGAUAGAAUUGGUUCUACAGAAGAAGACAUUAAGAUUACAUAUAAUUCUCGCCAAUGUUACUCUAAAUUUGAGAUUUUUGAUAUCUUUAGUGACAUUGAUGUGGUAAUUGGUAUGGAUUUGAUCAUGCAAAUUGGCAUUACAAUCUCCAACAUGGCGAUGGAUUGGGAUGAUGAUAAUAAUCCUGAGAUUCCUACAAUUGAUCCAAAUCCCUGCACUCCUAAUGAUUCUCCUUAUGGUACAGAGGCAGAGAGAGCUCAGUUCAUGAAAGAAAUUGAACCGUACAUUGAGGCCAACAAAAACAUUGAUCCUAAGGCAUAUUGCAAUAUACCAGGUAGUACCCUAGAGUUGCAUAAAUUGAAAGAUCAUGAAAACAAAAUGUAUAAACCUCAAUGGCCCCUGGAAGAAAAGUUUUUACCAACUAUUGAGGAACAAAUGGCUACAUGGAUUAGGAAUGGUGUCAUUCAACCAGCACCACCUGGAACGCCAUACAACUCACCUAUAUUCUGUGUACGUAAAAAGACUAGCACUGGUGAGUAUGCUCCUGGUGUUUAUAGAGUAGUUGUGGAUUGCAGAGCUGUCAAUGCUGCAUUAGAUCCAGACAAAUCCGAUCGAUUCCCACUACCUUUGAUUAGCACAUUACAUAGAAAGAUGUAUCUGACUAAUUUGUUCUCUGAUCUAAGCUCUGUCACCACCAAUUUUAUAGACGAUAUCACGGUGCACACGGUGCACACAGAAGCAGACAUGGAAACACAUUUAAAAUACGUCAAAAUAGUUAUUGAUUGGUUAAAAAAGACUAACCUCAAGAUAAAUCACGCAAAGACUCAUUUUGCUCAGCGUAGCAUUAAUAUAUUAGGCUUUUGCCUAUCCGAGAAAAGGUUGGCCUUUGAUUCUCGUAAAGUAAGCAAUAUUUUAGAUCGGGAUCCAAAGGUCGCUAACAGUAAAGAACUUCAAUCUCGGUUAGGAUUGGUAAAUUACUUUAGUAGCAACCUACCUCGUUUGUCUACUUUAACCGCACCAUUGGAUGCCAUUAAAAAUACUCCAGAUAUUGACAAGGUAUGGACAGAGGAUCAUACAACUGCCAUGACCAACAUUCAACAAUUGCUUGUUAGUAGCCCUAUCAUUUCAGCACCUAAUUUAGCCUAUCCAUUUUGCCUUGUCACUAAUGCUAGUGCAUAUGGCAUUGGUGCCUGUUUAUAUCAAGUUAUCAAAAAGCGUAUUUACUAUAAUGGCUUCAUCGCCCGUAAACUAUCUGCCAGUGAGCAACGCUAUGGGUCAUCCAAGCGUGAGCUUUUGGCAGUGGUUUAUGCUUUCAAUAAGUUUCGCCAAUGGUUACGGGGUGAAAAGUUUCAUUUAUUCUUGGAUAAUCGUGGUCUAUUGUACCUACAUUCUCAAGAGAAACUUACUCGUAUGAUUGAGAACUUUUAUGAUACAAUUUUUGAAUUUCACUUUGAUAUCACAUACUGUAUGGGUAUGGACAAUAUUCUAGCAGAUCGACUUUCUCGCAUCUUUGUACCUGGUACAAAGAAGCUGGAGGGGUGUGGUUCUCUUGCUAGAAGAGCUACUGUUAUUAAACGGAUAUUAGAUCCAAUCGAGCCUACAAAUGAUAAAGACCUUCAUGAAGCUAAGAAGCAAAAGAAGGGUAUUAAAGCAAAUGACAUUAUUUUACAGCCUUUCAACCAGAGUACUCAGGGUACCAAAAUCAAUGAUACUGAGAAUAAUGCUAAUAAGGAAAAUACAAACAGUAACACAGUAAGCAGUGCACUCACAGAAACUGCAAAUUCUGACAGCAAGGACAAUAAAGAAUUGUGCAUUUAUGCAUCACAUUUGGACAUUUAUGAAGUACCUAAAAGUGAAGAACAAAAGCAAGAACUAUUAGAAAAAUCUCACCUUUUAGGACACUAUGGAAUCACUGCUUUGGAGCAGGCUAUACAUGAGGAUUACCAAAUGCAUUGGAAAGGGCUCAGAAAAGAUAUUGAACGAUAUGUCAAGAACUGUAGCAAAUGCAGGGUAUUUAACAUAGGAAGACAUGUAUAUCAUCCACCAAAGAAUCAUACUGCGGAUUCUGUUGGAGAUCAUUGGGUUUUUGACCUAGGCGCAUUUGAUGUUACUACUCCUAGAGGUAAGGAGUUCAGUUCUCAAUCACUAGAGAGCAUUGCUGCCAAUGCAAAGAUAGAGCAAAGGCUUUCACUUCCAUGGUGCCUGUUAGGCAACAGCGCUUGUGAUGCCGCGGUCAAGAGCUCAAAGACCAUCGUCAUUAACAUGCUGGAUGGAUGUGCCGAAAAUUGGGAUUUGUAUCUUGAUGGCACAGACUGUAGCUUAAAUUUACAUAAAUCAAGGCUACACGGCAUGAAACCAUUUGUUGUCAUGUUUGCCAGGCUUCCUACUGAAUUAAAAGACUAUUCUGAUGUUGAAAUGAGUCUUCCAGAACAAACAUUAAAUGCCAAGGCCUUGAAAGACAAGAUCAAGAGAAUUGACAAAAUUCUUGUACCUGCAAUCAAGGAGCAGAUUGUCGAAUCACAGAAAGCUGACAAUGCUUAA